This is a messenger RNA of Nannizzia gypsea CBS 118893, 1089 nucleotides long. RefSeq names its product WD repeat-containing protein 82. Lineage: Eukaryota; Fungi; Ascomycota; Eurotiomycetes; Onygenales; Arthrodermataceae. Gene Ontology annotation, molecular function: chromatin binding; protein binding. The record is from RefSeq and is a predicted model, not a curated record. The transcript has 3 exons. Gene Ontology annotation, cellular component: Set1C/COMPASS complex. Bases 1 to 1089 code for a protein of 362 amino acids.
AUGGCGGAAACAACAGCGACACCGACACAGCCGGUAGAGAAGGUAUCGGAUGUGAUAAAGAAUUAUAGACCUGCGAAGGCAUUCAAAGGUAACCCAAAAGCUGAUAAGCAAGUCAAUGUCACUUCGCUGGACUUUGAUGAUCAGGGCGACUAUCUAGUUGCGUCCGGCGACGAUGAAAUGAUCCAGGUUUUCGACGUGAAGGAGGGGAAAUCCACGAAGACUGUUCCCAGCAAGAAGUAUGGCGUACACCUUGCUAGGUUUACCCAUCACUCACGGCAGAUUCUUCAUGCUAGUACAAAGCUCGACGAUUCACUCCGAUUACUCGACCUUCACAACGAGAGCUACCUUCGGUAUUUCACUGGCCAUACGGAUAAAGUGGUUUCCCUCGCCGUGUCUCCCGGGACCGAUGCAUUCCUAUCUUGCUCCAAAGAUGAUACCGUUGCUUUUUGGGAUCUUAACUCCAGGAAUGCUCAGGGUAAACUCAAGCUGGCUACUCCGUACCUUGCGGCAUUCGACCCGUCCGGAAGUGUCAUUGCUAUCGCUUCACAAUCUACUUCAUUUGUCCUAUUAUAUGAUUUCCGAAACUAUGACAAAGCACCUUUCGCGUCAUUUGAUCUCUCCCCUCUUGAAGAUAGAUAUACCCCAACUACCAAAGGGCGUGCCUGGACCCGUCUGGAAUUCUCCAAUGAUGGGAAAAGUCUACUAAUCGGGACGGAUUACCAUGGCCAUUUCGUUCUUGAUGCAUUUGAGGGUCACCUAAAGGCUUUUUUGGUUGGUAAGCAAGGACCGACGGGCCGUGCCGCGCCAGUUUCUACAACUGGGAAGCCCCCAGGCCAAGGGGACGUAUGUUUCACCCCCGAUGGGCGAUAUGCAAUAGGAGGCGCGGGAGAGCAGCCGGAUACAUUGGUCUGGGAUCUACAUCAACCUCCAGAUGCAAAAUUUUUCCUUGAACCAAUGACCCACCUACCUUACUAUCGGUCACGGACUACGCUAGUUCAGACAAACCCUCGAUACAACAUGUUUGCAACAGCGGAUAAGGAAAUCGUUUUCUGGCUCCCAGAAGACCCUGCAAAAAUGCCUGAAAAGUGA